Messenger RNA from Bactrocera tryoni, 908 nucleotides. RefSeq lists its product as uncharacterized. The transcript has a single exon. Lineage: Eukaryota; Metazoa; Arthropoda; Insecta; Diptera; Tephritidae. The record is from RefSeq and is a predicted model, not a curated record. Bases 39 to 806 code for a protein of 255 amino acids. Gene Ontology annotation, molecular function: oxidoreductase activity.
AUAGUACAAGCACGGAUCCACUCUACACAUUCGUUGCAAUGAGUUUUACUGGUAAAGUUGUGAUUGUAACAGGUGCCAGUUCUGGUCUUGGUGCCGGCACCGCCGAGGCAUUCGCGAAACGUGGCGCUAAAGUCGCACUUGUCGGACGCAAUGUUGAGAAUUUGAAAUCGACUGAAGCAGCCUGCAAGGCAGCCAAUCCCAAUGCCGAGUUGCUGCUCAUAGCCGCCGACGUCACCGUGGAUGCGGAGCGCAUCAUCAACUCAACGCUGGAGAAGUUCGGCAAAUUGGAUGUGUUGGUCAAUAACGCGGGUAUUUUGGCUUACGGCAGCAUCUUGGACAUAGGCGUAGAGCAAUUCGACUCAUUACUUAAUACGAAUUUACGUUCCAUCUUCCUGCUCACCAAAUUCGCAGCGCCGCAUCUCAUCAAGACACAAGGCAAUAUCGUGAAUGUCUCGAGUGUCGCUGGUACGCGUACCUUCCCCAACACGUCAAGCUAUUGUACCUCCAAGGCGGCAGUUGAUCAGUUCACCAGAUGCAUCGCCCUGGAUUUGGCGCCAAUGAAUGUCCGUGUGAAUGCUGUGAAUCCUGGUGUUGUGGUGACAGAUAUUCAUGCACGCAGCGGCAUGACCGAAGCCGACUAUGCCGACUACAUGCGACGUGCUAAGGAGACUCACGCGCUCGGACGUGUGGGCACGACUAAAGAGGUGGCCGACACCAUUGCCUUUUUGGCCAGUGACGAGGCUUCGUUCAUCACCGGUGCCACAGUGCCCAUCGAUGGUGGCAAGCAGGCGAUGUGUCCACGUUAAGUGCCUUAGGAUAAUUGAAAUACUCGAAGUAGAAUAUUUUGUAAAUUUAUGUGAAAUAAAAUCAUAAUGUUUUGAGGGUCUGUUACCGUCAAUUUCAUCACA